UACCUUAGGGUGCCUGUGCUUGCUGGAGACAGAAAAGGAAAGUGAGACACAUUGGGACAUGCCAUCAGCCCUCCAUCCCCUUUUCACUUGCCCUCUAGACCUGGACCCCCUCCUGCCCACCUCCCCCAGAUUUCCUCCUGGGCGUGUAGUUUUGCGUUCUGGCCGCACCCGAGGAGGUCUUGAACACCACCCCCACCGGAUAUGGCUCUCUGGACUCAUUUUUUCCUGGUGUGAUUAAGCAAAUAGCAAGUUGGGACAGAGUACUGAAGGGAGCCAUCUGUUUCAGAUGGGAAUUAAUCAGUGGAUCCAGAAGACUCCUUAAGGGCACAGGGUGAGCAAGAAGACAUGCCUUAGAUCUGGUCCUGUUGCCAUCUGUCUGGAGUCUUUAUGUACCAGGAUGUAUUAAACUCCAGUUGUACUGCUUCUAAACGGGACAGGACAAUGGAAUCAAACUAGGAUCUUUUUUUCUUUAAUUCUGGGAAGACAAAGACAUUGUGAACACUUGCUGAUACUUAACUGAUAGAAUAUUUGCAAGGUGCCCUCUCUCCCACAUAAUUUGGCAUGAUCCUGCCAUCUAGUAAGUAGAAAGUACUUUGCCAUCCUUGACAUUUAGAUUUAACCAACUUUGUCUCAGGAAGACCCCUCUUCCAUGUUCUCAGAGGGUUUGUAAAUCUACAAUUGAGGAAAAACAGUGCAUCCUGACUUCUCUGGUGAUGUGUGUCUAGAUUUCCCUUGUUGCAAUUAUAACUGCCACAAAAAUGCCACCACUUCAUCGACAUGAAGAAGAGAAGUUCUUCUUAAAUGCCAAAGGCCAGAAGGAAACUUUACCCAGCAUAUGGGACACACCUACCAAACAACUUUCUGUGAUUGUGCCUUCUUACAAUGAAGAACAACGAUUGCCUGUAAUGAUGGAUGAAGCUCUGGGCUAUCUAGAGAAGAGACAGAAACAAGAUCCUGCUUUCACUUAUGAGGUCAUAGUAGUUGAUGAUGGCAGUAAAGACCAGACUUCAAAGGUAGCUUUUAAAUAUUGCCAGAAAUAUGGAAGUGACAAAGUACGAGUGAUAACAUUGAUGAAGAAUCGUGGGAAAGGCGGAGCAGUUAGAAUGGGUGUAUUCAGUUCUCGAGGAGAAAAGAUCCUUAUGGCAGAUGCUGACGGAGCCACAAAGUUUCCAGAUGUUGAGAAAUUGGAAAAGGGGCUGAAUGAUCUACAACCUUGGCCUGAUCAAAUGGCUAUUGCAUGUGGAUCUCGAGCUCAUUUGGAAAAAGAAUCAAUUGCUCAGCGUUCUUACUUCCGUACUCUUCUCAUGUAUGGGUUCCACUUUCUGGUGUGGUUCCUUUGUGUCAAAGGAAUCAGGGACACACAGUGUGGGUUCAAAUUACUAACUCGAGAAGCAGCUUCACGGACGUUUUCAUCUCUACACAUUGAACGAUGGGCAUUUGAUGUGGAACUGCUCUACAUAGCACAGUACUUUAAAAUUCCAGUAGCAGAAAUUGCUGUCAACUGGACUGAAAUUGAAGGUUCUAAACUAGUUCCCUUUUGGAGCUGGCUACAAAUGGGCAAGGAUUUACUUUUUAUACGACUUCGGUAUUUGACUGGUGCCUGGAGGUUUGAGCAAACUAGGAAAAUGAAUUAGGUUGCUUUCGGUUUUUGAUUGUAUUCUUACGCAUCAGUGUCACAUUAUUUCCUUUGAAAUGAAAAUUUUAAAUAAAGCUGGAAUGAACCUGUU
This is a messenger RNA of Tupaia belangeri chinensis (Chinese tree shrew), 1727 nucleotides long. It is a transcript of the gene ALG5, whose product is annotated as ALG5 dolichyl-phosphate beta-glucosyltransferase. Bases 759 to 1634 code for a protein of 291 amino acids. Gene Ontology annotation, biological process: protein N-linked glycosylation. The record is from RefSeq and is a predicted model, not a curated record. NCBI's taxonomy places the organism in Eukaryota, Metazoa, Chordata, Mammalia, Scandentia, Tupaiidae. The transcript is spliced from 10 exons. Gene Ontology annotation, cellular component: endoplasmic reticulum membrane.